AAUUACGUUAAGGCGUGGUCCAUUUCUUCCACAAAUAAACAGCUGAGUUUGUAAUAAAAAGCUGAGGUAAAAGCACCAGUUACCUACAACCCGAUCUAGAUAAGUCUAUCCUAACCCUACCAGCUAGAUCUAGAUGCCUCUCUUUGGAAAAAAGAAGAGUUCAGGCGGAGGAUCUGGAAGUGGGUACCCUAAGCAACAAGCCUAUCCUACUCAGCCACCAGUUAACCCUCAGCAAGCGUACCCUCCACAAGUAUCAGCUUACCCCACGCAGCAACAGUACCCCACACAUCAACCGUACCCCACUCAGCAACCCCCUGGACAGUAUUCGUACCCCCAGCAGCCGUACCCACAGUCUCAACCCAAUGGCCCACCACCACCAUAUCAGGUUAACCCAACACAACAACCCCCUGUUCAACAACAAGUUGUUCAACAGACUGCACAGCCCCGAGGAUCUGGAAUCAAUAAUGAGGACCUGGCUUACCUUGCUCUGGCAACACCUUAUGGAUAUGGAUAUGGAUAUGGAUACGGAUAUGGAUACGGAUAUGGAUACGGUGGCGGUCUACUAGCUGCAGCUGCCCUUGGUGGAUUAGCAAAUGAUCAGCAAAGCACUGCUGCGCCAGUUGCUUCAGUGCAGCAACCAUCAGUGGUCCCUGGACAGCAAGUCAGUGGAAUAUAUGAUCAGGGCGCCAGAUUCGACUCAAACAGGCCAGCAAACAUCCCUCCUCCCCCACCCGGAGUGGCCCCAACUUCAAUUCAAACAGCAGCUGCUCAAGGUCAGUCGGUUUCAAUGUCACAGCAGAGGAGAGACGAAUUAGGACUUGGAUCAAAUGGUGGUGCCACAUUUUUUUAAUCCAUAUUGAGGGUUGAUUCUCGUACCUGAAUGUCUUUUCGUUGUGUGUAUACAUGUUACAAUUAUUUGGAGCCUGUGAAGUGCAUAAUUAUUUGUGCUAUUUUUACCUCAGUGCCAGUAUUAAUCAUUUGUUCAUUGUGUG
Halichondria panicea is the source of this 992-nucleotide messenger RNA. Its product is annotated as calcium-binding protein P-like. The record is from RefSeq and is a predicted model, not a curated record. The coding region runs from base 134 to 850 and encodes 238 amino acids. The transcript has 5 exons. Lineage: Eukaryota; Metazoa; Porifera; Demospongiae; Suberitida; Halichondriidae.